Messenger RNA from Aspergillus puulaauensis, 798 nucleotides. Its product is annotated as NADHX epimerase. The record is from RefSeq and is a predicted model, not a curated record. The coding region runs from base 1 to 798 and encodes 265 amino acids. Gene Ontology annotation, cellular component: mitochondrion. Gene Ontology annotation, molecular function: NAD(P)HX epimerase activity. The transcript is spliced from 4 exons. NCBI's taxonomy places the organism in Eukaryota, Fungi, Ascomycota, Eurotiomycetes, Eurotiales, Aspergillaceae.
AUGAUCCGUCCCGCACUCUUCGCCCGCCGCUUCGCCUUCCCCGCAUCUAUAAGGUCCUACCACAGAUCCGCAAGUAUGGCCCUCAAGGCAAUUUCCUCCAAAGAUGCGGCCUCUCUCGAUGAAGACCUCAUCGGGACCGGCGGCUUCUCCCUCGACCAAUUGAUGGAACUCGCCGGCCUCUCUGUAUCGCAAGCAGUCUACCGAGUCCACCCCCCAAGCACAGGAAAGAAUAUCCUUGUCAUCUGCGGCCCAGGGAACAACGGAGGCGAUGGCCUCGUCGCAGCCCGCCACCUAGCACACUACGGAUACACCCCAUCAAUCUACUACCCAAAAGAAGGCAAAAAGGAGCUCUACAGCCGACUAAAAACGCAACUCUCGCAACUCUCCAUCCCCUUCAUCUCCUCCCCCUCCGACUUCCAGUCCACCCUAGGGAAAACAUCCCUAAUCAUCGACGCAAUUUUCGGCUUCUCGUUCGGCGGGCCCCUCCGCGACCCGUUUCCGGAGAUCAUCUCGGCAAUCGAGAAUGCGGCCGCGCCCGUCCUGGCUGUUGAUGCGCCGAGUAGUUGGGAUAUUGAACAGGGUCCGCCCAAGGAGGGACCUGGGAGUGGGUUUAUGCCGCAGUAUUUGAUUAGUCUGACGGCGCCGAAGCCCUGUGUGAAGUUUUACAAGGGGAGGCAUUUUGUUGGUGGGAGGUUCUUGACGAAGGAUAUUGCGGGGAAGUAUGGCUUGGAUUUACCGCAGUAUCAGGGAAUUGAUCAGGUGGUAGAGGUUGGGGUUGAUGCUGAGGGGAGGCUUUGA